Messenger RNA from Macrosiphum euphorbiae (potato aphid), 1476 nucleotides. The record is from the annotation of a GenBank genome assembly. Lineage: Eukaryota; Metazoa; Arthropoda; Insecta; Hemiptera; Aphididae.
AUGGCCGCCACAGUCGCCACAGUUGAACCUGUCCCCGAUGUCGAGAUGACGGAUGUGUCAGAUUCCCAAGAGAAAAAAGACGCCGCGGUGAUCCAAGAAAUAAGGGACAACAUCCGACAGAUCGAAAAGGCCGUCCAAACGAAAGAGGCGCGUUUCAUGUUGCGCGUCCUGCGCUCGUGGUCAGUCGCCCGACGCAAGCUCAACGCUGUUGUCUUGUGGUCGGUCAUCAACGGCUUCUACACACACUCUGCUUCUGACAAAGAACUGUUGCUGUCGUACGUCACGACACCGGUCGACAUACCAGAAGCGAUCAAGAUGCGCACGGGUAAAAACGCAACGGGGGCCCUACUACCCGAAAUCGACGGCUAUAUCCGCCUGUUAGUGUUAGUGCAACUGAUCGAUAAAGAAGACUACCAAAAGGCAGUGGAAUUCUCUGAUUUACUGAUGGCAAAGUUGAUUGACAAAAAUAGACGUACGUUAGAUUUGAUCACUGCUAAAGCAUAUUUCUAUCAUAUGAGAUGUUAUGAACUGACGGAUCAACUACACAAAAUUAAAGGGUUCCUCUACAGUCGCCUGAGAACAGCCACACUUAAAAAAGAUUACGAAGGGCAAGCCGUGCUUAUCAACUGCCUUUUGCGUAAUUAUUUGCAUUACAAUCUGUACGAUCAAGCUGAUAAGUUGGUUCAGAAAUCAGUAUUUCCAGAACAAGCAAGUAAUAAUGAAUGCGCCCGUUUCUUAUAUUACCAAGGUCGUAUUAAGGCUGCCCGUCUUGAAUAUUCCGUAGCGCACAAGAAUUUGGUUCAGGCUUUGCGUAAAGCACCUCAAAAUUCGGCGGUCGGCUUCAGACAGACAGUACAGAAGUUGGCCGUCACAGUGGAAUUACUGUUGGGAGACAUCCCCGAAAGGCAUAUAUUCCGUCAAGCUAGUUUGCGUAAGGCAUUGGUACCGUAUUUCAGACUUACCCAGUCAGUCCGUUUAGGAGACUUGACAAUGUUUAGUGAAACACUAGAGAACUUUAAGAAAAAUUUCCUUAGUGACCACACUUAUAUGUUGAUUGUACGCUUACGUCAUAAUGUUAUUAAAACCGCCAUUAGAGCUAUUGGCGCAUCAUAUUCACGCAUUUCAGUCGAUUAUAUUGCUGAAAAACUUGGGUUGGAUUCUCCCAAAGACGCCGAAUUCAUUAUUUCUAAAGCUAUCAGAGAUGGUGUUAUACAAGCGACCAUUGAUCCUGAACACGGAUACGUGCAGAGCAAAGAACCAGUUGACAUAUACUGUACACUCGAACCACAGAUGGCUUUCCAUCAACGUAUAUCCUUCUGUUUGAAUUUGCACAACGAAAGUGUUAAGGCCAUGCGUUAUCCUCCUAAAUCAUAUGGCAAGGAUUUAGAAUCUGCCGAAGAACGUCGUGAGCGCGAACAACAAGAUUUGGAACUAGCUAAAGAGAUGGCAGAAGAAGACGACGAUGGAUUCCCAUGA